CAGUUUUAAUCUCUAAUACUAUAUAUACUACCAUGGCAGAGCAAAAUAUUAUAGCAGAAUCCACCAUGGAAGAUGCCUACAAGUUCCUCAAAAUUACUCGAAAUCCAGAUGGAUCUCUCACUAGAAACCCCCCAGUUCCUAAUGUCCCUUCAACCCCAGAAAUUGACCCCAAUUCGUCAAAUCAGCUAAUUUCACUUUCAAAAGACUUACCUCUUAAUCCGGCCGCCAACACCUUCAUACGCCUUUAUCGGCCUGUUUCUCCGCCGCCUAACGCCAAAUUGCCGCUCAUCAUAUACUUCCAUGGUGGUGGAUUUUUGCUAUUGAGUGUGAGUUCUGUUAUUUUUCAUGAAUCGUGUAAUGCCAUGUCAGCUCAGAUCCCAGCGUUGAUUGCUUCCGUUGAGUAUCGCCUCGCCCCGGAGCAUCGCCUUCCCGCCGCCUAUGAGGACGCCGUCGAUGCUAUCAAAUGGGCGAAAGAUGAAGCUAUUAACGGUGGUGAUCCAUGGUUGAAAGAGUUCGCUGAUUUCUCUAAAGUUUUCUUAAUGGGUAGUAGUUCCGGAGGAAAUAUCGUGUACCAUGCAGGUCUACGUGCACUCGAUAUCAAUCUCGACCCAAUCAAGAUCGUAGGGUUGAUAAUGAAUCAGCCCUACUUUGGUGGGGUCAAGAGGUCGGAGUCGGAGCUCAAGUUUGUCAAUGACAAGAUUUUGCCUUUGCAUGUGAAUGAUCUGAUGUGGUUGCUUGCAUUGCCUGAAGGUGUGGAUCGCGAUCACGAGUAUUCUAAUCCGUUGAUUAAUGAGGCGAAAGUAAAAGAGAAGAUCGAACGGUUGCCAAGGUGUUUGAUCAGAGGGUACGGAGGAGAUCCACUUAUUGAUGGGCAAAAGGAAUUUGCUAAAAUGAUAGAGUCACAUGGGGUGCACGUGACUCCUCAGUUUCUUGAAACAGGAUAUCAUGCUGUGGAGAUAUUUGAUAAAAAAUGUGCACAAGAUUUGUAUGAUUCUAUUAAGGAAUUUGUCAAAUCUAUUUGUGAUGAAAAUGUGGGCAAAUCAGCCAUGUGAUAAUCACUUAAAA
Messenger RNA from Solanum stenotomum, 1065 nucleotides. Its product is annotated as probable carboxylesterase 8. Gene Ontology annotation, molecular function: hydrolase activity. The record is from RefSeq and is a predicted model, not a curated record. The coding region runs from base 33 to 1052 and encodes 339 amino acids. The transcript has 2 exons. NCBI's taxonomy places the organism in Eukaryota, Viridiplantae, Streptophyta, Magnoliopsida, Solanales, Solanaceae.